AUGGUAAGGCUUCCUCUUCGUACAAAUUGUGAAAGGAUGCAAUCUUCUCCGUGGUCAGGCAUAGGCAGUAUCCUCACGGUGUCCGUUCUACCAUGCCUAUUUGAGAUCCAGGAAUUAUGCUUUUGGAGAAUCCAUCCAGUCGGAACUCCUGGCCCUCCCAUUCCCGCAUUAAAAUUAAAAGCACAUGAUGGUUUAUAUCGACUCAGUCAAAGUCGAAUGCAACCUCUAGCAACCGCGGAUAUGGUCUCUGGAUACCCUGCAAAUACAGCCUCGAAUUUAUGGACAUUAUCAAAAGAUUAUGGUGCUCAGAAUCGGUCCGCUUAUCUGCAGCCGUCAAUUGUCUCCCUUUUGGCGACUUUGAAAAAGAGAACAUCCGGGUUAGCAAUACUCAAGGAACCGCUGAAGGGAAUCAGGACACAUCCCCCGACUCGCUGA
Messenger RNA from Morchella sextelata, 435 nucleotides. RefSeq lists its product as uncharacterized. The transcript has 7 exons. Lineage: Eukaryota; Fungi; Ascomycota; Pezizomycetes; Pezizales; Morchellaceae. The record is from RefSeq and is a predicted model, not a curated record. The coding region runs from base 1 to 435 and encodes 144 amino acids.